AUGAAUUCCUUAUAAGAGUAACCAUUUCAAUACAAAUAACUCAGAUCUUAAUCAUUAAGUCCUUACAAUGACUCCAAUCUUAUAAAACUACUUAAGAGAUAACUUCACUAUCCACCUUAAAAAAUUACGUAAUUGGCAUCUUUUGAGUAUGUGCAAAAUAUAGUUUAAGAUGAAAUAAAUGUGGUCAGUUCAGGUAAUCAUAUGUUUUUGAUAGAAUAUAGAUUGCAUAUAACAUAACCAAAAGAUGACAAAGGAAAGAAAAAGCCCAUCAAUUGGUGAUUCAGAAUAGAAUACUUUAAAAUAAGAGUAUGCAUAAAGUGCAGACGUGAAUUAACUUAAAUUAAUUGUACCUAAACUUGAAGUAGUUAAAAAAAUGAAGUAGAAAAUUGCUAGAAAAAUAAAAUAAAAAAAAAACCCAGUUAAUCCUCAAGAUUGUAAUGAUGACGAUAUACUACACCAAACUAUUGUAAUAUAAACAAAUAAUAUUUAAUUGUAAAAUGAAAGCAAGAAAGAAAAUAUAUCUAUUUUACCUUAAAUUAAGAAACAAAAACUAUAAAUUGAAGAAAUGACAAUGAAAAGAUCAGCAAGAAUUGAAUAAUUAAUGGUAUUAAAAUAUUAAUUUAGAAAAAAUCUUUAGAUGAUUAAUUUGUAGAACUUGAAUCGUUAAUUAAGAAGAUGGAGAAAUAACCAAUCAAUAAAAAAGAAAAAAGAGUUUCUUUUCUUCUCUGA
This is a messenger RNA of Paramecium sonneborni, 729 nucleotides long. The record is from the annotation of a GenBank genome assembly. Lineage: Eukaryota; Ciliophora; Oligohymenophorea; Peniculida; Parameciidae.